This is a messenger RNA of Coprinopsis cinerea okayama7#130, 483 nucleotides long. RefSeq lists its product as hypothetical. Lineage: Eukaryota; Fungi; Basidiomycota; Agaricomycetes; Agaricales; Psathyrellaceae. The transcript is spliced from 5 exons. Bases 1 to 483 code for a protein of 160 amino acids. The record is from RefSeq and is a predicted model, not a curated record.
AUGCAAGAGUGCUGUGCUUCCCGACCUCUAAUACCGAAUUCCCAAUUCAACGUGAACAGGUGCUUGGGGCAGCUCGAGACCUUGGGAUAUGGCCAAACUGCGGAAUACCCUUCAUUUCAUACUAAUGACCUUCUGGAUAAGCAUGUACCCAAUGUACCCACCCCAGUACAAUGGGAAGCACGCCUCUCUUCGACCAGGACGGAGAUUAGGCUCGCUCAGGCUGAGUUGGGCAGACGCCAGGAGAAGAUAGAGCAACUUGAGGACGAUCUCGCCGAUGUGCGCGACUCCCUAGCGGAGUGCCACGCCGAGUUGACACAAAACGUCGGCAAGCUCGGGGAUGCUGGACUUGAGAGGGCGUGGCCAGAGCUGAGGCAAUAUAAGACAUGGCGGCACGCAGACGCUGGGGAUAAAGUAAGAAAAAAAGAAAAAACAAAGAACUACGCAAGGCACCUUGGUGUACGAACGGGUACUACUACGCCUUAA